Molecule: messenger RNA, 656 nt
Organism: Drosophila subobscura
Lineage: Eukaryota; Metazoa; Arthropoda; Insecta; Diptera; Drosophilidae
Exons: 2
Coding region: 76-543 (155 amino acids)
Source: RefSeq, a predicted model, not a curated record
CUUCAGUUUCCAUUAAGUUUCUGUUCCGAACAGUAAACAGUCGUGAAAAAUCGAAAAAAUUAAAUCAAUUUAAAUAUGUGGAAGAAGGUGAUUUUUGCUGUGGUUCUUGUGGCCUUUGUGGGCGUGCAAAUAGCCAACUCCCUUAGUUGCUACAGCUGCAAGGAUCUAACCAGCUGCCAGAAUCCCACGCUCCAGACCUGCAGCAAUGCGACGGCCAAUGACAGCUCAUUGUGGCUUGCCACGUUGCACAAUGAUGUCCCCAUUGUGGAAGGCAGUCUGGGCUUUUUUUGCACCAAUCUCACCUACUACCAUGCUAACAACAACAGUCGCAUCAGUGAAUUCCUGGGCUGUGUCCAUCCUAAUGCCAUGGUCUGUGAUCUGACUCUGACGAAUGUGGCAAACAGAACCAUUUGGAGCAAGGAGUGCCACAACUGCAACACGGAUUAUUGCAACAAGAAUAAUCCCGCAGGCACUUUCAGUGGCAGCGCCUACACCAUGAUUGGCUCCGUCCUGGCCCUGCUGCUGGCCAAGAUUCUCAGUUAGGAUCUACAAUUCGCACCCGAAUUUUGAUUUUUAGCGUAUUUAAAGAGAGUUUUUGUAAAUAUAUAAAAUAUUGUUGGGAUCAAAGAAGGAUCCACUUGUAAAACUCCCACUUA